GCGAGUGUCUUUCAUAUCAUUGCACAGCGGUGGUGAAAAUACACGAAGAAGACAGGGCCCCCUCAGCUGAGGAAAAUGGCCGACGUUGAGAUGGACAUCGCGUCCAGGAGAAUGAAUAAUGGCAACGAACACGUGAAGCAAGAUCUGGAGAGCCAAGAAAGAAGUGGGAACGAGGACAGCGGAGAUGUGUCCGAGGAAGAAGAGGAGGAAGAGGAGGAGGCUGAAACCAACGGUGAGAAAACAGAGGAGGGGUCCAAGCAUCACAGCAGCAGCGGUAAACACAAGAGGAAAAAACACAAGCAUCGUAGUAAGCACAAAAAGCACAAACAUGCCUCUGAUGAGGACAAGGACCGCAAACGCAAGCAUCGCCACAAACAUAGGAAACACAAACGCAAAGAGGGCUCCUCUCCCUCUGCUGCUGCCCUCUUUGGCUCCUCCGCCCAUAGAAAAGUCGAAUCCUCUCCCUCCUCUGGAAAUCCGAGUCUGGACGACAGGGCCUUGCUGGAGGAAUUGGAGAAACAGAGGGCCAUGAUCAAAGCUGAGCUGGACAGCCAGUUGAUGGAGGGCAAAGUUCAGUCUGGCAUGGGUUUGAUCCUUCAGGGUUAUAACUCUGGAUCAGAAGAGGAUGGAGAUGCGAGAUUCAGGAAUGGAGAACAGCGUCAGAGGGGCAGCUCAGGUAAACCCAUCUCUCCCAGAGCGGGGAAAAGUGGGAAAUCUAGACGGGACUCAACAGAGGCCAGUAAAUCAGCCUCCAAGCGUCGUAGUCGGAGCAAGUCUGCAGACAGGCCCGUCAAGGAGCCUAAGCAGGACAAGGUGACCAAAAGCAGCAAGGACACUGGUGUUAAAGACAGGGGACGAGGCAGGAGCAGGUCAAAAGAUAGGAAGCAUUCAGAUAGCACUGAUAGGUCGAAGGAGAGAAGGAAGUCCAACUCUCCUUCCAGCUUUAGAGCAGAGCCGAAAGGCAGCCGCACGGAUAAACGUCCCUCUCCUCAACGGGACGACAGACCAAACCAGGAAAGAGCGAGCAGACGGUCGAGAUCCACUGGGCGAGAACGGCCAAGUCGCUCAGAAUCUGACAGGGACAAACGGCCAGCCAAGUCCCCAUCCAAAGAUGCUUCAUCGGGAAAAGAGAACCGCUCCCCUCAUAGACGAGCUCCUGUCAGCCCAGCGAGGAAACGCAGUGCUUCCCCUCGACACAGAGAUGCACGCCAUCCCUCGGCUGGUGCCGCAGACAGGGCAUCAAAACAGAGCCACUCUCCAUCCAGAACAAGGUCUCCACCCAGGAGACCCCGCAGCCGCUCGCCAGACGUUAGGAGGAGGGAUGCUGACAGACAGGACUCACCAAUGAGGAAGCGUCCACGGCCAGAUUUAGGAAUGGGCAGAGACAGAUCACGAGAGAACAGUCCCCGGGCGUCCUCUUGGCGGAGGAUCAGUCGCUCACCUUUAAGACGGAGGUCUCCAUCUCCACGGCGACGCUCCCGUUCUUCCCCCCGGAGACGGAGCAGGUCUCCGCUGGGGCACAGGUCUGGGGAGAGAGACAGGUAUGGUAGACCUCGACAGUAUAGACGCUCAAUGUCCCGCGAUCGGGAAAGAAGGAGAAGACGCAGCAGAGAUGAAGACAAAUUUAAGGGCAGCCUUUCAGAGGGAAUGAAAGUUGACCAGGAAUCCUCAGAGGAAGAAGUGUUGGAGGACUUUGACGGUGAGGAGGUAGAUGAAGAAGCUCUCAUCGAACAGCGCCGCCAGCAGCGUCUGGCCAUCGUCCAGAAAUACAAAGUGGGGAACGACGACUCCAACAUGAUCUCGGAGCCCAGCAGCCCCCAGAGCAGCACGCGCAGCCGUUCCCCCUCACCCGACGACAUCCUGGAGCGAGUGGCGGCCGACGUGAAGGAGUACGAACGCGAGAACCUCAACACCUUUGAGGCCAGCAUCAAAGCCAAGCACAACCUCAUCGCCCAGGAGAAAGACGGAGCCAACCCAAAGAAGCCUUCAGCCCCCGACAUGUUUACGGAGUCAGAUGACAUGUUUGCUGCUGACUUUGACAGUGCCAGGAUGAGAGCAGCAGGGGUAGGGAAGGACUUCAAGGAGAACCCCAACCUCAGGGACAACUGGACGGAUGCUGAGGGUUACUACCGUGUUAAUAUCGGCGAGACACUGGACAAGCGCUAUGACGUGUAUGGCUACACCGGCCAGGGUGUGUUCAGCAACGUGAUCAGAGCCAGGGACACUGCCAGGGCUGGCCAGGAGGUGGCAGUCAAGAUCAUCCGAAACAACGAGCUCAUGCAGAAGACUGGUUUGAAAGAGUUGGAGUUCCUCAAGAAGCUGAACGAUGCCGAUCCCGACGACAAGUUCCACUGCCUCCGACUCUUCAGGCACUUCUACCACAAGCAGCAUCUUUGUCUGGUGUUUGAGCCUCUGAGUAUGAAUUUGCGCGAGGUGCUGAAAAAGUACGGUAAAGAUGUCGGGCUCCACAUCAAAGCUGUGCGCUCCUACAGCCAGCAGCUCUUCUUGGCCCUCAAGCUGCUCAAACGGUGCAACAUCCUCCACGCCGACAUCAAGCCAGACAACAUCCUGGUAAACGAGUCAAAGACCAUCCUGAAGCUGUGCGACUUUGGUUCAGCGUCGCACGUCGCCGACAAUGACAUCACUCCAUAUCUGGUCAGCAGAUUUUACAGGGCUCCAGAAAUCAUCAUAGGAAAGCCGUACGACUACGGCAUCGACAUGUGGUCCGUCGGCUGCACCCUGUACGAGCUUUACACCGGCAAAAUCCUCUUCCCCGGAUCUUCCAACAAUCACAUGAUCAAGCUAGCGAUGGACCUCAAGGGCAAGAUGCCCAACAAGAUGAUCCGGAAAGGCUUGUUCAAAGACCAGCACUUCGAUCAGAAUUUGAACUUCCUGUACAUUGAAGUAGACAAAGUGACAGAAAGGGAGAAGGUGACGGUGAUGAGCACCAUCAACUCCACCAAAGACCUGCUGGCAGACAUGAUAGGAGGCCAGCGCCUGCCCGAGGACCAGAGGAAGAAGGUUAUGCAGCUGAAGGACCUGCUGGACGGCACGCUGAUGCUGGACCCGGCCAAACGCAUCAGCAUCAACCAGGCUCUGCAGCACCCCUUUAUCCAGGAGAAGAUCUGACACCCUGAACGCCACACACACUCCCUGAGCAGACGGACAGAACCGACCACUAAACCAGCUCUGACAGGGACUCUGCAGCGAGGCAGCCGACUCACAGACUUCUAUUCAGAAUGUCAUUGAUUUUUUUUGUUCUUCCUUUACAUCAUUUUGUUUAUGGAUACAUAAUUGUGUUUUAAUGUAAAUAGAUAAUUGAAAUGGUAGCCAUUCUUGAAGAUUUUGCGAUUAUUGGCGUAAACCUCCCCUCAUAACCCGCAAUGCAGUUUCAGACUUCUUUUUUUUUUAAUUUAACUGGCAUUGGAGUGACAGAUGUUUAAAAGAAAAUGAUUCCUGUAAAUACUGUAUGUCUAUUGCAUUAACAAUCUAAAGCAGCAGACAGUUGAAUUUUGUCUUAGUGUCGGAUGUCUAAAUUCCCUUUCCUUUUUUUUUCUUUUUGUUUUUCAGCCACAUUGCUCAUUGUGGGGCGAUGCAUGCUCUUGAAUGUGCACCCUCUGUGCUCUAGAUUACUGUGGUGCAGGCCUGUGUAAAUGCUCUGUAUGUGCAUCAGUGUCCCACACACAAACACCUCCACCCCAAACAAGUCUUCAGGCCUUGAAGUCUGAGCUGAAGGAAUAGAUGCAUAGUAUGUACUCCUCGAACAAGAGUUGUUUUUAUUUUUUUUUUUCGUUUAAAUUUCAAAGCAGGUAGUAAUCGUUUUCUGUUGGUCGCAUAUCUUUUCGUUUUUUUUUUACCUUCCUCUCCCUCUGGCUUGGUCUUGGCUCUUAAGGCUCUCACAUUCAAGUGCCUCCUGUACGAGCCUAGUUUGUUAAAACAUCAAACAAUCCUGGCCUGUUGAAGCCACACCUUUGACCCUCCUCUCCCACUGUUGUGUAUAUAGUCCAUAGUUACUGUCAUUUCAUGUAUGAUUUCUUUCCAUUAAGUGGUUAAAAAAAAACAAAAAAACAAUCUUGUGAUUUCAAUAAAGAAUAGUUGUGGAAACGCUGAAAGAGCACCUUCAGUAUGAGACAAGUUUUUAGUAAUAAAAUGUUUCCUAUUGUA
Messenger RNA from Mugil cephalus (flathead mullet), 4164 nucleotides. RefSeq names its product pre-mRNA processing factor 4Bb (gene prpf4bb). The record is from RefSeq and is a predicted model, not a curated record. Gene Ontology annotation, molecular function: protein serine/threonine kinase activity; ATP binding. Gene Ontology annotation, biological process: peptidyl-threonine phosphorylation; peptidyl-serine phosphorylation; mRNA cis splicing, via spliceosome. The transcript is spliced from 16 exons. Bases 76 to 3129 code for a protein of 1017 amino acids. NCBI's taxonomy places the organism in Eukaryota, Metazoa, Chordata, Actinopteri, Mugiliformes, Mugilidae.